GAAGGACAUUGUUUCAGUCUUGAAACAAUAUCUACAAUAUGUUUAUAUCAGUAAGAAAAUAACAAUUUUGCACAUCUGUAUUCAUCAUUAUUCAUAUCAGAUGGUUUUGAGGGAAAUAAUGCUUUAUUCCAAGAACUUCAAUGAAGAUACACGAAGCAAUGCUUGCAUAGAUUCUGUCUAUAAUUGAUAGAGAAGAUAUAACACUCUUUGUUGGCUUUCUUGGAAAAAGCGGUACAAUCUUCCUGUUGCCUUUUCAGCUGCACCCACAGCAUACCCAACUAAAGAAACACACAUGCUUCACAUCCUCUUUGAUCCUACAGUCGGCAGCAGGCACCAAACCACUAUAAAUAGAGGCUUGUACUCUACCAGUGCGCAAUAAGCCGUUCACAGCAUAUCUUUGAGUGCAAUAGCUCACUGCAUUCAGUCAGAUCAUUUGUUGUGUAAAAUACAAAUACCUGACCCUCAAACCAUGUCUAGGUCUGUGGAGCCUCUCAUAGUCGGUCGGGUGAUUGGAGAAGUUCUCGACUCCUUUAACCCAUGUAUAAAGAUGAUAGUGACCUACAACUCAAACAAGCUUGUCUUCAAUGGCCAUGAGAUCUACCCAUCAGCAGUUGCAUCUAAACCAAGAGUGGAGGUUCAAGGGGGUGAUUUGCGGUCUUUCUUUACAUUGGUGAUGACAGAUCCAGAUGUCCCAGGACCAAGUGAUCCAUAUCUAAGGGAGCACCUUCACUGGAUCGUGACUGAUAUACCUGGUACGACAGAUGCCUCCUUUGGGCAAGAGGUCAUAAGCUACGAGAGCCCAAGACCUAACAUCGGUAUCCAUAGGUUCAUUUUUGUCCUCUUCAAGCAGAAGCGCAGGCAAACUGUAACUGUGCCAUCCAUCAGGGAUCAUUUCAACACCCGGCAGUUUGCUGAGGAAAAUGACCUUGGUCUCCCUGUAGCUGCUGUCUACUUCAAUGCACAGAGAGAAACUGCUGCUAGGAGACGCUGAAAAUCUUAUUGUCCACCUGAUGAUAAACAAGGGCCUUCUGAUCUUCUUUCUACGAGGACGAUGAUCUUAUUCUACAUUACCCUAUAAAUAAGCAAGCUGCAUUUUGCAGAGUGUAUCAGUAUUAGAUUGUUUUCUUAGUGUCAAGAUUGACAAUCAUGAAUGAUUGAUGCUUGUGGUCAAAUUUUAUAUAUAAGACAACUUUUCAAUGAAAAUCAGAAACCAGGGUUGGACAUGACCCA
Panicum virgatum (switchgrass) is the source of this 1230-nucleotide messenger RNA. RefSeq names its product CEN-like protein 2. The transcript is spliced from 4 exons. Bases 470 to 991 code for a protein of 173 amino acids. The record is from RefSeq and is a predicted model, not a curated record. Lineage: Eukaryota; Viridiplantae; Streptophyta; Magnoliopsida; Poales; Poaceae.